UACUGGAGGUCAUGGGAACUGCAGCUGCUGAUGAGGAGCAUCGCUCAUCAGGGAAAGACUGGACUCAUACCUGCGGAUGCAGGACAUGGCAGAGAUUAAACGCGGACAGCUUCAGACCCUCUCCAACCUCCCAGGUUCUCAGGCCGAUGGCUUCGCUCCUCGUUUCGUGCCUUCUCGGCGUGGUGUUUCUUGCCCUGGUAAAGGGUUUUACGCACGAAGAUAUGAAAGACGUCAUGCUAAAGAAACUGGGACUCGGCGAAGUCCCAAGAAUUCAAAAAAGGGAUUUGGAGAACCUCGUGGUGCCCGCGCAUAUCAAGAGCAAAUACUUAUCUAUGCUGAGACUUCACCAUAAGAGGAGACGUCGCUCCCUUCCGAGCUUGGCGGGGAUUCUUCGGGGCAUUCCCGGUAAUGCAGAUAUUUCUGGGGACUUUGUUUACUCUGACACCAGACGUCAGGGAGUGGUUUUUGAGAUGCAUUCACGGAUCCCGGAGAACAGCGAAGUGACUAUGGCUGAACUGAAGCUAUACAAAAAGGCGCCACAUAAGCGCUCCGCGCCCGAGAGAAAGGGUCAACGACCGGUGAACAACGCCCGCGUGAGCAUUUACUGGGUAGAUGUCCAAGAAAACGGGUCGAACCGAACUUCCCUCGUUGACUCAAGGUUAAUUCCUAUUCACGAGACUGGAUGGAAGAGCUUUGAUGUCACCCAGGCUGUGCACUAUUGGUCCAAGUCUCAAAAGAAACGGCCAAUGCACCUAGAAGUGUGGAUCGAGGGCGAGCGACCAGGCGGUUACGCGGCAGAGAUGGCCAAAAGUGUCCACUUCACAACUCAAGACCCCCGUGACAACACCUUAGGAAAACCCGAGCUCGUUCUUUACACACUUAACUUUGACGAGUUUGGGUCAAAUGGUGACUGUGAAAUAAACAAAAACAAACAAAUGUGCUGUCGGGAAGAACACUUUAUAAAUUUCCGGACUCUCACCUGGACACAGUACUGGAUCAUCGAGCCUGCUGGAUAUCAGGCCUUCAGGUGUACCGGCGGCUGCAAGCAAACUAAGCGCAAUUACGGCUACGGGGAGCGGAAAUGUGCCGUGGUGGAGAGCGCGCCGCUACCGAUGAUGUAUCUGGUGAAAAAGGGAGAUUAUACUGAAAUCGAAGUGGCCGAAUUCCCCAAUAUGAUCGUCGAGAAGUGCGGUUGCACAAUGGAUAAUAUUUCAGUUGUGUGAAUACGCGACGUCGCCGCAUUGGCGAGUCUUGGAAACGCGAAGUACUUAAAAGUGGACUGUUCUUGACGCAUUGUGUCCUGAUCGGUCUUUGUUCUGGCGAAAAACAUUAAGCACUUUGUAUAAGUUUGUAUAUAAGUUGCCUGUUGGGCUCAUAAAACGUGACAUAUAUUUUUGCAUUUGCAGCCUAUAUGACGUUACACUAAACGUUGGUAUUAAUUUUCAAAAUGUAUAUUUUGAAUUGUAAAUAUCAUGGAUUUGUUGUGUGUUUCACUGUGUAGGAUAUAUAAAGUAAAGUAUUUUUCACUGAGUGGUAUGUCCGCCGUACUGUUAUUUCUAAACCCAGCCGAGGUUUGGGUAUUGUGCUGUUUGCAGGCGUCAGGGCGGGUAGUUUAGUCACACACAACGCAGACUUCAGCACACAAACCAAUUAUAAUUGUGUUUGCUCUGUUUUGCAUUCUAGGUCACAACUCCAUACAAUACUACUAUAGGUUUUCAA
Messenger RNA from Electrophorus electricus (electric eel), 1719 nucleotides. RefSeq names its product lefty1 (gene lft1). The record is from RefSeq and is a predicted model, not a curated record. Gene Ontology annotation, molecular function: growth factor activity; transforming growth factor beta receptor binding; cytokine activity. Gene Ontology annotation, biological process: anterior/posterior axis specification. Gene Ontology annotation, cellular component: extracellular region. Lineage: Eukaryota; Metazoa; Chordata; Actinopteri; Gymnotiformes; Gymnotidae.